Messenger RNA from Varanus komodoensis (Komodo dragon), 537 nucleotides. RefSeq names its product sterile alpha motif domain containing 5 (gene SAMD5). NCBI's taxonomy places the organism in Eukaryota, Metazoa, Chordata, Lepidosauria, Squamata, Varanidae. Gene Ontology annotation, molecular function: protein binding. The record is from RefSeq and is a predicted model, not a curated record. The transcript is spliced from 2 exons. The coding region runs from base 1 to 537 and encodes 178 amino acids.
AUGUGCACCAACAUCGUUUACGAGUGGCUGAAGACCCUGAAGCUCUCGCAGUACGCCGAGUCCUUUGUGGAUAAUGGCUACGACGACCUGGAGGUGUGCAAACAAAUCGGGGACCCAGACCUGGAUGCGAUCGGGGUCACGGUGUCACAGCACCGGCGCCGGCUCCUGGAUGCCGUGCAGAGGCUGAAAGAGGAGGACGAGAGGAACGCCGGGCUUUACUUCACCUUGGAGCCUCAGCCCCCGCGGCGGGGCUCGCCCUCGCCGGAGAUCUACACCAGCCACCUGGUGGAGCAAUACGAGGCCAAGACUUGGAAGGACAAUCGCCAUCCACCUCCCGGGAAUAGGGGGGUCCCUAAGAAAAUGCGUCCCCGCAGCAAGGAGCUGUUUACUUAUCCCAAACUCAAACUGAAAAUCAUGAUUAGGGAUAAACUAAUUCGGGAUGGGAUCAAUCUCAGCAAGCCCCCGUACUCCAACAAGCUGAAAGGCUGUAUUACUGCUUCUUCUGAUUGGAAUGGUGUAACUGGUGUCCUGCGCUAG